UCGCCGCCAAGACGUCUUCCUCAAAGAAACGGAAGAUUACAAAUCGCCAAUCCACUGCUAAAGACGAGAGCUUAGACAGUUGCAAUUCCUCGGACACACCUUUACCAUCCUGUGAAGUAGACACAGAUCCGAACUAUUCAUUCUACUCUUCUUUCGACAGCUUGACCGCCAACUCCCGCCGCGCUAACUCCGUCCCGCCGGCAUCAAGUCUCCCCCCUCGAUUACAAACCAAUACCAGCUCCCUUAGCUACGCCGAAUACGCCUCAUCCGCCGCGAGCUCUCCCUCUGGUGCCUGCGCUGCGCUAACAAUCGAUAGCGAUUGUGGUCCCGAUAACCCAACGCUCGAACUCAGCUCCACCUCUUCUAAUAUAUUUUCUGGAAGGGGUAGCUCACCAUUUGCCAAAAUCACCUACCAUCGUGCAGUCAUGGGCGGUGCCGCCGAUUUCCCAGAUAGAGCCUCCUCUCCGUUAAAACGACGCGCCUCCAGUAUGGAACCUGAUAUCGCAGAUCAAGAUGCAACUGAAGAUGUCGAUAUGAUUGCAGCACCACCGUCCGAUGCUCCGGACACAUCUAAACCCGAACAACCAAACGGUCACAUUGCAACCGAUGUAGGUCCCGCAGUGAAUGGCCAUGCCGGUGCGACGGCCGAGGGAAGUGCAGAGCCGAUGGACAUAUCACCACUUCAACCACGUCAACCCCCAGAAUCCAUAGAGGCUCACGUGAAAGCCAUCCGAGUGUUCGUGGAAGAGCAAAACACACGCCCACUUACAGAAGGCCAGGAGUGUUUCCUAGUCUCAAAAUUGUGGCUGGCUAAUGUGCCGGACGAUUUAUCACCAAAACACACUAUCGAGGACUGGGCCUCGAUACCACCAGUAGAUAACUCGGACAUCAUCCAAGAGGUUAUAGAUGAUCCUUGUGUCGGUAGUGGCGUGGUAGAUGUUCUAAAGAAAAAAUUCGUUCGGUUGAAGCCGGGUUACGACUCGGAACAAUUUGAACCUUUCCCUAAAGAUGCCUGGGAUCUUCUUGUUAAAUGGCCCGGGUUGAAAGAGGACCAAAUACCUAUUCUCCGUUUGGCACAUGCUACAACGGACGAUGGCAAAAAUGUUAUGUGGGAGUGGCAUCCGCCUGUACUCUCGAUAUAUCGAAUCUGGUCUGCUAAUAGUGAGUUGCCAAUCGAAGCAGCUAUGAAGGCCACGAACCCACCACCUUCAAGACUUGCACGUAGUCGCUCAACAAAUUUCCAGACUUUCUUGAAACAGGCAAAAAGAGUCACAGGAAUAGAUUUAUCACAAAGAGUUCGAGCUUGGAGCGUUUUACAGCCACCUAUUGGCCAAACACCAGCCUGGAGCCAUCUUCUCUUGGACGUUGAAUCAUUUCUGGCCCUCGAGAGAAAAUCAGAAAGAGAGCUCAUCGAUUUCGGUGAUCGAACAGAUCAGCCAAAUCAGAAAUCUGUCAAAACGCUAGGCCACUUCAGUAUUGCGCAAGAUCAAGCCAUUGUCUUGGAUCCUCAUGAAAGCGGUACCACUUGGACUUCGACUCUAACGUCUUCCCAAGCACGAACGUCGCUACCAUCUAGAAAUAGCUCUACCAAUCUAACUGUACAAAACCGGAACGCUAGAAGCGGACGCACUAGUCCAGUAUCCCAGGGGUCUCUCACGCGUGGUAGAGCAAAGUCUGGUAAGGUUCCCGGGUGCGUGGGAUUAGCAAACUUAGGUAACACAUGUUACAUGAACGCUGCGCUCCAGUGUGUCAGGAGCGUUGAGGAAUUAACCAAGUAUUUCCUCUCGGGAGAGUGGGAAUUAGAACUCAACAAGGAAAAUGUCCUCUCCCACAAUGGCGAGGUGGCUGCUGCUUAUGCCCACUUAUUGAAAGAGAUUUAUAAAGAUUCGUCGCCGGGUUCUGUCUCACCCCGUCAAUUUAAAGCCACGAUCGGUAAAUAUUCUACGGGAUUUUCGGGUUAUGGUCAGCAAGACUCGCAAGAGUUUCUUGGAUUUUUGCUGGAUGGGUUGCAAGAAGAUCUUAGUCGGAUCAAGAAGAAGCCUUAUAUCGAGAAGCCGGACUCGACCGACGAAAUGGUUAACGACCCUGCCGCAAUUCGAGAGAUGGCAGCUAAAGUAUGGGACAUUACCAAGAGACGUGAUGACUCCGUCAUAGGCGAUCUAUUCACUGGCUUAUACAAGUCGACACUGGUUUGCCCGGAGUGUCGGAAGGUUAGCAUUACAUUUGACCCGUUCAAUAAUCUAACCCUGCCUCUACCCGUAGAAAAUAAGUGGAAUCACACCAUCAAGUUCUUCCCCCUAAAUGAUCGACCGAUUGACAUUAGAGUCGAACUUGACAAGCAUGCCAGCAUCAAAUCUCUGAAGGAGUUCCUGUCUACCAAAACCGGCGUGCCGGCUGAACGCUUGUUCGGUGCGGAAGAAUGGAAGGGCAGGUUCUAUAAGUAUUAUACUGACGUCUCUUGCGCCUCGGAAGAGAUUACACACAACGACAACGCUUGGUUCUUCGAGCUCGAGGUUAAGCCUACAAACUACGGUGCCAAACCUCAUAAACAGCAGAAGUAUGGAGUAGCAGUCAGAUCCAUGAUCGAUGAGGAGGAGCACAACGCCUCAGCUUCGUGGAACGACGAGCAAGCUGAGAAACUGCUUGUCCCCGUCUUCCACCGGCGUCCAGCCCCUUCAAAAUCCAGUUAUCACCAGGGUAGAUGGGUACAAGCCUGUGCCCCUCAUUUUGUUAUCAUCACACCCGAAGAAGCUAAGAGCGAGGAAGCUAUUCGCCGUAAGGUCCUGGAAAAGGUCGUGACGUUAACAAAACAUCCUUUGCCUAUACGCGGGGAGGAUUUGGAGGGGUCCGAUAGCACCGACCUCGAAAUCAUAGGGACGAGCUCCGACACGGGUUCCUCCAACGAAGGUAGGGUUGUUGCCCAGUCCGUUACAGGUGAGGAUGACAUGGUUGACGUACAGAUGAAAGAUGGCGGAGUCCGAAGCAACCCUUCAGGCAAGCAAUUAUGUCACAAGAGACCGGCUUGGAUGGCACCGGGGUUGUUUCUCCCUCCCAUUCUUCAGAAUAUGUUUGAUAUCUGCUUCUACUCGGAAUCGGGAGCAUGGUUACCGACUGGCAUGAGCGGCAUUAAUGAUGACAGGCAAUAUCCGAAGCUCUCGACCAGGGUUCUACCCGAGUCUUCAUCGGAAGACCAGUUCGACAAUGCAACCAAUGGCACGGCCUCUAAUGAAGAGUCCAGUUCAGACGAAGCUCCCCGACGAAGUACUGAGCAUUCCUACACACGCAUGCAAGACGAAAGCGAUGAUGAGGAUGCCAGCCCGAUCAUUAAGCCGAACCACCACCGCUCUAAGCAGAACGGGCGGGCUAAAGGCAGAAACAAGCAACAGAAGCACUCUAAGACGUGCAAGAACUACGGCAAGGGGGGCAAGAAGAAGCUACGUCAGCAACAACGCCAAUCAAAGGAGAAGCAUCAGAACCUAGAAUUGGAUGAAUCAUUUAAUAUAGGCGAACCUGGUCCCGAUGGAGGUCCCUUAAUCCGCCUCAAGGAAGCUCUCAUUAUCGACUGGUCUGACGGUGCUUAUGAUCGCAUCUUUACUGAUAGUAGCGCACCAGCCAAUGAUAACUCGCUCGCAACAUGGAUUUCCUGUGAGACUCUACCCGAUCCCGAGCUGGACAGAGCCCAGGCUGCUCGGACUAAGAGUCGUAAGAACGGUAUCUCUCUUGAGGCAUGUCUGGACGAGUUUGAGCGAGAAGAAAUCCUUUCAGAACAGGAUAUGUGGUAUUGCCCUCGCUGCAAGGAGCACAGGCGUGCCAGCAAGAAAUUUGACCUAUGGAAGACCCCAGACAUUCUCGUCAUUCAUUUGAAGAGAUUUAGCUCUAGUGGUUUCAGAAGAGACAAAUUAGAAGUUUUGGUCGACUUCCCUCUUGAAAACUUGGACAUAACUUCUCGCGUUCUCCAGAAAGAAGAUGGAAAACAGGAAAUUUACGAUCUGAUCGGAGUUGACUGCCACUGGGGCGGCCUGGGAGGCGGUCACUACACUGCUCAUGCGAAGAACUUUGUGGACGGCCAGUGGUAUACGUAUAAUGAUUCGUCGGUAUCGCGAGCGUCUCCAGAUAGAAUCGUCGACUCAUCGGCGUAUUUGCUGUUCUAUCGUCGACGAUCUGAGACCCCCCUUGGCGGGCCUCGCUUCCAGCAAAUCUUGGAUAAGUUCCAAAAUGAUGGCUCCGACAGCGAACUGGCUGAUUCGGGGGAAGAUCAGCGUCUCGGCGAAGGCUUCUCCCAGAAUGGGUCGUCGAGCGCGUUACAAGGAGCAGGAGCUACUCACCUGCGCGGAAGCACUGGUGGUAAAUCGACGAAUGGCUUUGCAGUAAAUGGCGCAAAUAGUAGCUGGGACAUAAAGACCAUCGACGAUGUCCUCGAGCAUCCCUCCGAGGAUGUCCAUCGAAGUAUCGAAGAGGAUGAAGGCAUAAGCUUAACCGAAGACACAGUGCAACCAGCAGGUUUCCAACCGCUUACGAAUGGUAAUUCUUGGAGCUUUGACAACCUUGUGCCUAACGAUAUCGCGGAUAUUGAAAACCCCCCCUCGGAGAGUCCCCUUGGCUCAGAUGUGGCCUCAGAUGUAGCACAACACGAUUCAUCUGGUGAUGAACGGGUGCUCAGUCCCCGUGACAUGGAUUUCGAGCCAGACCAGGAGCCAGAAUAUCCGGGAAUGUCAAGUUACGAACUAUCACAACCCGAGACCAACGUACCCUCGUAUAGUGAAAUUCCACCCCCCGACUACCGAGGUGAAAUGACCCAGGACGAUAUGGACCAGAUUUGGGAUCAGAAGAACACGAUCCACAAAGUUGCACCUGGGGGUGAGAAUGAUGCGCGUUCCGAAGACGCAGCGGAAAUCCACAUCGGCGAAGAGGAUAAGAUUAAGCUCACCUAGUUAUACGGGAAUUGAUUGUCGGUGUCUAAGCAGAGCACUAUGCCAAUGAAUCCAGAAGUCUCCCAAAUGAGGAUCUUCGCCUUGGUGCAUUGACAGGGAAAGGAAAUACCUUGAUACCUACAGUACAUUAAGCAGUGAG
Daldinia vernicosa is the source of this 5070-nucleotide messenger RNA. Its product is annotated as UCH-domain-containing protein. Gene Ontology annotation, molecular function: cysteine-type deubiquitinase activity. Gene Ontology annotation, biological process: protein deubiquitination. The transcript has 6 exons. The coding region runs from base 426 to 4931 and encodes 1501 amino acids. Lineage: Eukaryota; Fungi; Ascomycota; Sordariomycetes; Xylariales; Hypoxylaceae. The record is from RefSeq and is a predicted model, not a curated record.